AUUUUCCGUCAAGCCAUCAUGCGCAAAGCUCUGGCUCCUUAUCUCCAACUGACACAGGCUGUCAGACUUGGUAAUUUAGUGCAUUUUACAAACACGCUGAAUGAGUAUAAGUCAAAGUUUCUGGAUGAUCACACAUUCAUGCUCAUCCUUCGUCUGCGCCACAAUGUCAUCAAGACAGGCUUACGAGCUAUCUCGCUCUCCUACUCCCGCAUCUCCUUAGCUGAUGUUGCUGCCAAGUUGACUCUGGGCUCACGGGAAGAUGCAGAGUUCAUUGUAGCAAAAGCAAUUAGGGAUGGUGUCAUAGAGGCUGUGAUUGACCAUGAGCAUGGUUUUAUGCAAAGCAAGGAGACUGUUGAUGUAUACUGCACUCGUGAACCACAGUCAGUGUAUCAUCAGCGUAUUUCCUUCUGCUUGGAUAUUCACAACCAGUCGGUCAAGGCCAUGCGCUACCCCCCCAAGUCAUACAACAAGGAUCUCGAGAGUGCUGAGGAACGACGAGAACGGGAGCAGCAGGAUCUGGAAUUGGCAAAGGAGAUGGCGGAGGAAGACGAUGACAGUUUCACGUAGACUGCGAGUUUGCCUCCUUUUACCUCCAGAAGAGAGUGGGCUUGAAUGUGAGAGUACUGGUAUAAUGUAGACAGAAAGAAAUGUGAAUUGUCAAGGCUAAAUGCUCUGUCAGGAAUAUAAAUUAGACUUUCAAAAUCCAUAUCCAUAUUACUGGUCUUCGUUUUCCUUUCCGUGUUGUAGGGAUAAUAACUGAUAGUUUAUAAUUUCUUGAAAAUGUGGUUUUAUUUUCAUGAAUUAUCUUUGCUUGUGUUAAUAAAGGAAACUUUGUUA
Molecule: messenger RNA, 837 nt
Organism: Penaeus vannamei (Pacific white shrimp)
Lineage: Eukaryota; Metazoa; Arthropoda; Malacostraca; Decapoda; Penaeidae
Gene: Rpn3
Product: regulatory particle non-ATPase 3
Biological process (GO): regulation of protein catabolic process; ubiquitin-dependent protein catabolic process
Cellular component (GO): proteasome complex; proteasome regulatory particle, lid subcomplex
Molecular function (GO): enzyme regulator activity
Source: RefSeq, a predicted model, not a curated record